AAGAAAAGGGGAGGAGACCGAGAUUAUUUGGUUUGUCAAAUCUCACAAAUCUUAAGCAAAACCCUUUCGUCGUCCUUCUCUCUCCUUCUCUGAUUAAUGGCCGUCUCAUCGUCUUCUAUUUCCUCCCACACAUCCGAUUCGGCCUCAUCGUCGGACUCAUCCUCGUCUCCGUACCGUCGCCGUCACCGCAACCGCCGAGACAGGGACAGAAAUAAAGAGGCUCUUAAGAUCCGGAAGAAGAGUAGUAAGUCCAACUCCAAACGGCGCCGUAAACGCCACCACUCCUCGGAUUCUUAUGAUUCCUCCUCUGAUUCUUACUACUCAAGGAGUGACAGUUCAUCUGACUGUGAGCAUGAAACAUCAAAUCAUUCAAGGAGGCACAAGAAAAAGGACAGACAUAAGAAGACCAAGGAAAAGGACCGAAGUAAGAGUCAUCGCCAUAAACGUCAGAAGCACAAAGUUAAGGAGAAGCAGCAGGAUGAGAGAAGUAGUAGCCCUGUACAGCUUUCUAAGUUUUUAGGGCGUGACAAGGACGAUGGUGUGCGUCGCAGCGCAGUUUCAGGAAAAAAGAUCUUAUUGAAACUUGAAAAAUCAAAGGAGGACAAGGAGGCAGAAAGUAAAAGGAAUGAAUUGCUGAAAUUCUUGAAUGCUAGUUUUGAUUGAUUUAGGGGAGCUCUACAACAAGAUUCUAAGAUCAACUGUGUGAAUCAUCAGAAUCAUCUUGUGCUUCUUAGCUAAAAGAUCCAAUGUGUGUUGUGAGAGAAGAUUUUCUAGAAGAUUCAUAUCACAAGUUUAUCCUGUAUGGAGUCCUAUUUAUCAUGAAAAAUAUAAACACUGUUAAAUUAGAGUCGUGAGCCGUUGUGACAUGUGAGAAUUAGCAAGACUCACUAUUGGUAUGACAUUGUAUCAAUUUGAUGCUUAUUUAAACAUUACUCUCCGAUAAAUUACAUGACUUUGAUUAUUC
This is a messenger RNA of Hevea brasiliensis (rubber tree), 964 nucleotides long. RefSeq lists its product as uncharacterized. NCBI's taxonomy places the organism in Eukaryota, Viridiplantae, Streptophyta, Magnoliopsida, Malpighiales, Euphorbiaceae. The coding region runs from base 97 to 663 and encodes 188 amino acids. The record is from RefSeq and is a predicted model, not a curated record. The transcript is spliced from 6 exons.